AACUAAAAAUACUCCUAAAAGUAAACCUUUAAUUCUUUAAUGCAGAAUUAAAGAUUAAUUGGCUAAUAAUUAUUAGUUGACGAUUAUUUAAAUAGCCGAUUAAUCGUGUCGGACAUGUUUGAUGUAAAAAGCAAAACAGGAGGAUAAAUACUCUGUCCCGAAGUCAUGGCCUAAAAACGGUCAAUUUAAGUUUGUUUUUAUUUUUUCUGGGUUUUUAUUUUUUUAGAACCGAGUAAAACACAAAAACCUGUUGCAUGUUAAGUUUUAACAUCUGCCCACAUGUCUGUAUGUUUCUUUUUGUCUUGAUUAUUUCUCUGACAUCCACUUCCUGCUACUCAGAUCUGUCUGCCGCGUGCGGGUCCCGCCGGACGGUCCGGGUCGGACCCAGUUGGAUGUGGACGGUACCUUGAUCAGGACCCGCUUCCUGUUCCCACCUCCAGCCCGGCGGAGGGAACAAUGAGGCGCAGCGGGACGCUAACAGGUGUCCGCCAUCAGCUGGAGGAGGACGGCCGAACCGGACCGAACAUGCGGCCCGUUCGGCUCCACUAGCAGAGUCUUCCUCACGGGAGGAAGAGUGGGAGGCGCUGGCUGACAUCCCCCACGGGACCGGGCCGAGCGAACAGGUGUGUCCCGGUACCAGCCUCCCGUACCGAGCCGUGGAGUUUCACCGCAGCUGGUGCGUAAAUACCAGAGAAGAGGAGGAAGAGGAGGGUCCAAAUUGACUAGUCGGAACAAAUUCACGGGUUAGAUCUUUUUAAAAAAUAUUAUUUUUUUAUAUACAUAUUUCUCGGUUUUGGACGGACGUGCAUUUUUGUCGGAGAAAUUUCCAAAAGUGGGUCAUCUGGUCAUUUCACUAUGACAACGAGAAAAUCCGCCGGUGCUGCUGGAGACGUGGAUCCCAUCUCCACCAGCAGCAGCACCGGUACCAGCAGGCUGCCGACCCAGACCCAGCAGAGCAGCCGGAGUUCCGCCGGAAGCGACCCGGUUCCGGGCGAGGCGCCGGAGAUGGUCGGGGAAUUCCGGGACUGGUGCCUGAAAACGUACGGGGACUCCGGGAAGACCAAGACCGUGACCCGGCGCAAGUACGACAAAAUCCUCCAGACGCUGCUGCAGGAGGGCGAAGGGGACGGCGGCCAUCAUCACAUCAACGCCAAGUUCAAAUUCUGGGUCAGGUCCAAGGGCUUCCAGGUGGGCCGAACCGGGCCGGACGGACCGGUGCUGUACGUCCCCAUUAAGGCAACGUGUGCGGACGGCGUGUCGGGCGGAGACCCGUCCCUGAAGCGAGUGGCGGUGGUGGAGGAUUUCUUUGAUAUAAUUUACGCCAUGCACGUGGAGAUCGGCACCGAUCCGGGAAAAACUCCCAAACACGCCGGCCAGAAGAAGACUUACAAAGCCAUCGCUGAGACGUACGCCUUCCUGCCCCGGGAGGCCGUGACGCGCUUCCUGAUGAGCUGCGGCGAAUGUCAGAAGAGGAUGCACAUCAGUACCGCUGGACAGGAUUACAAAGAGAACGACAGACCCGGCUCUCUGGUGUCAGAGGUCAUCGACUUCAAUGUUCCUCUCACUACCACCUACAUGAAGCAGAUGAAGCUGCACUUCCUCAACAGCAGCAGGAACAACAACAAGGAUGACAGUUCACUGAGCAGUGAGGAGGAGGCAGAGAUGAGCGAGCCCACAUGGCUACCAGCUGAUCUGGGCGCGGUGUCGGACCUGAGCCCGGCCAGCCGCACGGAGAGGAUCCGCCACAGCAAGGACGACGACGAUGAUUCGUCGUCAGAAAGCGGCAGCGGUAACGGCCUACCUGCCCUGACUCCACCCUCCUCUGCUGUGACGGACGGCACCAUCGUCAGGGAAACUGAGGUCGUCAACGGCGGCGGCGGCUCGGCGCCACUGGACUUCAGCAGGCCGACCUCUUCUUCCUCGUCAUCGGAGGACCAGCAGGCGGGGAACCUGAGCGAGCGCCUGCCGCUGCCUACCUCACACCUUCCCAUCACCGUGUCGGCCGCAGCCGCCGCGCUGCUCGGCGCGCUGCACCCCAACGCGCCCGAGGAGCUGCGCAGGAAGUACCCUCUGGCCGCCAAACCGCCACAUUCGGCGCUGCCGCUGCCGCACGCACACAGCACACACACACCGACACACGCCACCGAGCUGCGACUGGACCGGGACGGCCGGGACUACGGCAACAAGUCCCCUCAGUACAGCUCGGGGGGAAGCUAUGACAGCAUUAAGACGGAGCUGAGCGCCGAAGACCUCACCAUGGGGCGCCACGGCAACCAGGUCGCCCCUGACGAUGACGACGACGACCACGAUGACCAUGACGACAACGACAAGAUCAACGACACGGAGGGCGUCGACCCUGAGAGACUAAAGGCCUUCAACAUGUUUGUUCGCCUGUUUGUGGAUGAGAACCUGGACCGAAUGGUUCCGAUCUCCAAGCAGCCCAAGGAGAAGAUCCAAGCCAUCAUCGAGUCUUGCAGCAGACAAUUCCCAGAAUUCCAGGAACGCGCCCGCAAGCGCAUUCGCACCUACCUCAAAUCCUGCCGACGCAUGAAGAAGAACGGCAUGGAGACCCGCCCAACUCCGCCUCACCUGACCUCGGCCAUGGCGGAAAACAUCCUGGCCGCCGCCUGCGAGAGCGAAUCCCGCAACGCCGCCAAGAGGAUGCGCCUCGAAGCUUUCCACGAUGAGCAGGUGUCCCUGGAAAAGCCGUCCGGCGGCGGUGGCGGCGCCGCCCUGAGGGACCCCGUGUCCCUCGCUCACUCUGCCUACUCCUUGGCUGCAUCAGCCUUCCCCUCCCAGGACUCCCAGCUCUACAUCAACGGGGCCGGCCUCAGCUACGGUUACCGUGGUUACCCGGGCCUGAGCGCCGCCAUUCAGCACCCCGUCUCCCUAACGACCGGCGCCGCCACUCAGAGCAACGGUCCCACAGACCUCAGCAUGAAGUCGCUCUCCUCCACCAACAUCACCAACUGCUCCUCUUCCACCACCACCAACAACCUCAGCGGGCGCGGCGGCGGCGGCGGCGGCGGGGCAUCCACACAGCUCAGCCAACCAGAGAUCACGGCCGUGCGCCAGCUGAUCGCCGGUUACCGGGAGUCGGCGGCCUUCCUGCUUCGCUCAGCCGACGAGCUGGAAAACCUCAUCCUGCAGCAGAACUGAGGGAAACCAUGGGAGACAACACACACACACACACACACACACACACACACACACACACACACGUAAUGCUUGUUUAGUGUCUGCUUCGCCUGUGAUGAACUCCAGACCUCCUCUACUGUCGUCCCACCUGUGAUUCGGAUUCAGUGGAAUAAAAGCAGAAACAAUCUCCCCACAUCUAAACGGACCGACUCUGCAUGUGGGAAACAUUUUUUUUUAUUUUAUUUUAUUUUUUUUGUUUUGAGGAAAACACGGAGCAGAAAGUUCACAAUCAGCUGGAGGAAAACUGAUGGUACUGUCCAGAUAAAACUCUCCAGAUUAAAUAGAGAAGUGUUUUAUUAUUAUUAUUAUUAUUAUUAUUAUUAUUAUUAUUAUUAUCCAGUGAAUUUGUUGAAAACUGAAUAGUUUAAACUAAUAUCUGAUGAGUCCC
Messenger RNA from Poecilia latipinna (sailfin molly), 3586 nucleotides. Its product is annotated as nucleolar protein 4-like. Bases 856 to 3159 code for a protein of 767 amino acids. NCBI's taxonomy places the organism in Eukaryota, Metazoa, Chordata, Actinopteri, Cyprinodontiformes, Poeciliidae. The record is from RefSeq and is a predicted model, not a curated record. The transcript is spliced from 11 exons.